Messenger RNA from Rotaria sp. Silwood1, 6348 nucleotides. Lineage: Eukaryota; Metazoa; Rotifera; Eurotatoria; Philodinida; Philodinidae. The record is from the annotation of a GenBank genome assembly.
AUGACCUCGACAACUAUGACACAAUGCGAAGCAUUGGAACUGGGUAUUAAACUAACAUGUCGUUUGAACGAUACCGAUGUGGGAUUGAAACCACUUGAUCAUCUCAAUACAUUAUUGGAAUCAUAUAAACAUUUGAUGCCAGUUCUAAGUGGCGAACUCACUCAAACGAAUAUUUCAACUUUUGUAAACCAAACGAUUGAAUGCAUUCCUGAUCCGAAUAUGAAACGAUUUCUUAAGCCAAUAUCAAAUGCAUUGAACAGUUUGACUAACAACAGUAAUCCAACGAUGACUGUCAUUGAUGAAGUUCUUAAUUUAAUACCAGAUGAGCAGCUCUCCAAUCAAGCCAAAGCUAUCUUAGGAUCGACCCCAGAAAUAAUUGUUGGUGAUGUCAAACAAAAAAUUAUCGAAUUAGCACAAGAAAUCAUUUCUAUAGACUCAUCUGAGAUCAGUUUGGGAAGAAUACUUGAUCGAGGAAUAGAAGAACCAAUUCAAGCACUCAAAUCGAUUUCAGUUUUGCUUCCAGAAAAUCUUCGAUUGGGAUUCAAUGAAGGCAUCAAACAGUUGGCUUCUUCAAAGGCGAUACAAAAUCAAGUCAUUGAAACGAUAACUGAUUUGUACGGAUUGGAAACAGGAAAUGUUCUACAAGUAUCGUUGAAUGCAUUGAAUUCAUUGUCAAUUGACAAACUGCAAUCAUUAAAGUAUCUCGCACAACUAUUACCGAACAAAGAGACCCAAGCACUUUUUGAAAAAAUAGAACAGUUCAGCCAGUUAGAAACAUGCGAAUUAAAAGAUGUGGUCAAAACAACGUUUGAUUUAGCUUCAGUUCUGGCACCAAAGAAAACAUCAGCAAUGCUACAUACUGCCGCAAAUGUAUAUGAAAAAUUGACGAAUCAUCAGGAAAUCGAUGCAAUCAAAGAAGCUCUCACACUUAUUCCACAUAUACCGGAACAAGCUCAAAAGAUUUUGACAUCAUUAACUCAACUAACGAAGCAACCAAUAACGAAAGAAAAUCUACUUGGUUGUGCUUUUGAUGCAGCUAUUGGUAUAGUCGACGAGAAAACGGCGAAGUCACUGGUCGUUGCACAAAAUGCAAUUAAUCAAAUACAAAAUAAUGAUCUACAAGGAGCAAUUCAUUCGAUAGCAAAUGGAUAUUUUCCGGAACAUGCCAAGAAAAUUGAUACAGCCGUCACAAUAGCAAACUCAGCUGCUCAAGCUCUUUCACAAACAAAGGAUCCCUUACAAGCAUUGAAUACUCUCUUGAAUGACGAUAAUCUAAAGUCGUGUUUGCCGCCCGAAAUACAAAAAGUCUAUGGUAUAGCUCAAGAGGUACAAACAAUUAUUAAACACAAAGAUAUGGCAACUGAAGAUUUAGCGAAACAUGCAUUAAACUUGGGAGCCUCAUUUUUGCCACCAGAAUAUGCUGAGAAAGUUCACGUAGUGAUCGAUGUAAUCGAUUCGAUUCAAUCGAAGAAUCCACAAAAAAUACUUGACCACUCGGUGAAUGCAAUUAGUACUUUUCUUCCAGAGGAGGUUCGUCAUGUUGUUCAAUCAGCUAUGCCAUUACUACAUAAAAAGCUCAAUAAUCAAGCGAUUAGCUACGAAGACAUGAUUGAUGUGGCGGGCUCCAUCAUUGGUGGUAAAGGACAACAAAUACUGACCGCUACCAAACCAUUGGUGAAAUCGUUAAUAUCUGGAAAGCCUCUGUCGGGCGAUCAUUAUCUCGACUUAGCUACCAAUCUACUCGCUGCAGUUGGUGUAGAUAAGAAAGUAGUCGAUGUGAUACAAAAAGCAGGAACUGUGUACAAAAAUAUUAAAAAAAUUACAGAAUGUGUUUCAGCCCUAUCAAAGGCAACAACAUUGGCCGCAAAAGCAGCUCAAAUCAGUUCGAUUGCAACAGCUGCAAUGUCAAUUAUCAUUGACCUCAUACCUGGUAUACCAGAGCCUGUUAAACAUGCCUUUGCAAUUAUUGCUGGUAUAGCUGCAAUCCUAAUGGCUACAAAUCCAAUCGGGCUCGUACUAGCGGCUAUAGGAUUGGCUUUCUCUAUCUUCAGUGCAUUCAGUGGAUUGUUUGGUGGAGGUGGCGGUGGAAAAGGCGAUGGAGGUGGCGGUGGAAAAGGCGGUGGAGGUGGCGGUGGAAAAGGCGGUGGUGAUGGCGGUGGAGAUAGUGGUGGAGGUAGUGGUGAAAGUGACAGUGGAGGUAGCGGUAGAAAAGGCGGCGAAAGUGGUGGUGCAGGUACUACUGGAACUAACGGUGAAAGUAGUGGCGCAGGUACCACUGUAGCUGGCGGUGGAAGUAGCGUUGGUAGUCGUCCUGGAGGUGGAAGCAGUAGUAGCGAUAUCAGUAGUGAAGCCAAUAGUAAACCAAACGGCACCAGUAGUGAUAGUGGAGCCAGCAGCACAACAGGUGGAGCCAGUGUCAGUGGAGCUAGUGGCAAACCGAGCGAUGCCAAUAAUGAUAGUGGGACCAGUGGUAAACCGAGUGGCGCCAGUGGUGGCAGUAGAAUGAUGUCGUCAAUGCCAACCGUAGCAUCAGACAGACCUAGUCGAAGUUCACCAACAAGGGACAUUACUUCUAGUCAUACUAGUAGUGAGAACCCAUUGGCUGACGGACGACCAAAAAAACCGGUCGACGCAGCAUUUUCUGAUUCACACUCUGCUGAACCAGUAAGCCCUCUCUUGAUGAGUGAGCCAAGUUCCCAGGCUAAAGAAGAAGCAAUAACCGAAGUAAAAACACUGGCAUCAGAAGCAACCGAAUUGAGUAAAAAAUCAGAGCAGCAAGUUUCGAGCAUAGUCAAGGAAGAUGAAUUAGUAUUGUCAGAAAUGAUAACAUGUUUAGCAACAGCAACUACAAUCAACAAUAAAAUUCAAGCAGCAAUGAACACUCUACAGCAAAUGGCCGCGAACAAUAUGAAAAAAGAAAUCGAUAGUUUAGCUCAAACAACGUUAUCUCAAGUUAUCGAAACAUCAUUGCAGUUGUAUCAAUCCUUGGAGGUAAUUGAUAAAUGUUCAGGCGACGUCAAUGGUCAUAUAAAACGAAAAUGUCAAGAAAUACAGAAGGAUUUAAUUCAAGUUUUAGAUAAGCUCAGUGGAUCAGAUGCCUUGCGCAAAAUGUGUAAAUUAAGUAAGAAAAAUGAUUUGGUUGAUGAUUACAAUAUACCUGAAGAUGGAAAUAUUUCUGACUUACCUGAUCAAGUACAAGGCCAGCAACAAAGAACAAAUCUCGAUAAUAUCAAACAACUUCUGCAAGGAUUUGAAGAUUCGAAAUUUGAACAAGGUCAAAUAAUCGGCAACCCGGUAUUACAUAAAUUAGGCAUUCAGUUGAAUAGUCUUUUAUCAAAUCAUGAAAAUGAGUUGAAUUCUGUGUUUGACGAUGGUAACGGGGAUAUUGAGAAAUCUGAUGAUGAUCAGCAAACAUCUGCAACAGAGGGUUCAACGACCGCCAAUCGUGAUGUGACCCUAGUGAUAGAUGAUGAAGGAAGAGUUGAAAAUUCCGAACCAGAAAAAACUUUACCAAAAGCAGAGAUCAAACCUGGUGGUACAGUUCGAGUUCAAGUUGGCAAUGAAGUCGGUCCAAAUCCUGCAGCCACCGACACUAAAACGAAAGAUGAAAAUAAAACAGUAAAAAUUAGUAAAAAAGACUUGGAUAAAUUGAAAGAACGUUCCGACAAUAUGUAUGCAAGUCUUCUUCAAUCAGUUAAUAAGUACGAUAUUGGAAAGAUCAGUGAAAAUUGUGAUCCUGAACAUAUACCCGAUACCAAAUUAGAUAAGCCUCGAUAUGCACUAUUGGCUCGACUUACACGAAAUAUUCAAGGUAUGUUAUUAACACGUUUACGUUCAGCAUUAACUAAACAAUAUAGUAAACAACAAACUGAACAAGACGAUCUACAAUUUGAAUUUGUAUUUUGCGUCGAUAAUAGUGGAAGUAUGAGUGGAAAGAAAAUACGAGAAGCAUUGACUACAUUGGUGAUUCUUAUGGAAACAUUUCAUCGUCUCGAAUGGAAAUUUGCUGUCCUUCGAUUUGGCGCUGAACAAAAAAUCCUUAAAUCUCUAGGACAUGAAUCGAUGUAUGAUACUGUUGAAUCAGGAACAAGCGGAACUACCACCACUGAAACACUUAGUCUUCAAGAAAAACAAUUGGCACGAGGUCAGUACAUUCUCGAAUCGUUUACUACGGAUGAGAAAACACUACCUGCAACGGCUUUGAAACAAAUAGCUGAAAAUAAAGAACUUUUCGGUAGUAGAGUGAAACCUUAUGUCAAACGUUUUAUAAUUAUGAUCACUGACGGUAUCUCAGCUCAAACAGAUACAGACCUAUUUACAACUCAAUUACAAAACGCACAUGCAGAUCUUUAUAUGGUUUGUAUUAUACCCGAAUUACCGAAAUCUGACGAUAGCAAAUAUUCCGACGACUAUAAGAAAUUUGCUCUUGAACACGAGAAAAAAGCGAAAGAAUUCAUACAACGUGUAGCACCUGAACGAAAUCAAUUAAUUGAAAUCGGACAAUUGGAUACUUUAACAAAAACCGUUGUUGCUGAUCUCAUUGGCAUUAUUGAACAAUCGAUUUUGGAUUAUACAAAUCUUUCUAUUGCUCGUCAAACUACUACAUCGACGAAUAAUGCAAUUAAAUUUCAACCAUUACACGCCUUCACAGUAUCGGAUGUAAGAAAUGUCGAUUUAUGGAGACAUCCAGAAAUUGCAUACGCCGGUCAAUUCUAUGUAAACGAUUCCAGACAAAAACUUGAACAGCAAGCACUACAACAACAAAUGGAUAUUGACUUUUCAAUUGCUUCAAAUGAAUUCAUAGAAAAUGUUGAUAAAACAAUGGAGGGACUUGAAAAAAGCUAUUCAAAUUUGGAACUGCAUGACAACAUACUUGUUGAUACAGAUAAAGUCUUACAACAAAUUGAACAACAACUCGAAACAUAUAUUGGUGAAAUGGUACGAACAAUGGAAGACAAUGUUCUUCCAGCUUAUAAACCAACACAAUCUCUGCCAGAUACAAGAGGCAAUCGAUUAUUCAUUCCAGGUAUUGUUAAAUUUAUUUGCACCCAAGGACAAUACAAUAGAAUCUAUUUAAACCAAAUUGGUUCACAAAAACCAGAAUAUCGUAUUGCGAUUCUUCUUGAUCAAUCGGUAUCGAUGACUGGACCAACAUAUUUUUCAUCUGUCGACAUGUUGCUUUCCAUUUGCGCAGCAUUGAACAAAAUAGGCAUUGAAGAUUUUAAUGUUUUGACAUUUGGAAAACGUAUAGAACUAAUCAAGAGUUACAAACAAAAUUAUGAUCGAUUAUUCGUACAUCAUCUAUUGAAAGCAUUAAAAAUUGAUGGUGAAACAACAUUGUUAAGUGAUGCCAUUUUUGCUGCAUCCGAAUUACUACAACAACAAUCGACAUAUAACAAUAAUCAUGGACCUAUGUUUAUUUUUGUUUUAACUGAUGGUUAUGAUAAACGUGGAAGUUUCAUACAUCGUAUCAUUGCUCAUGCAGAAAAACUUUCAAUUACAGUUAUCGGCAUUGGUCUUGGUCUUGAAUCAAAUGGUGUCUGUUUGUCGUUCAAUGAUUGGAUUAUUGCACAAAAUCCACGUCUAAUUUGUGAUGCAUUAAUUAACUGGUCGAAUGAACAAAGUGAUGGACGAACACCGAAUGAUCCAUUAUAUCAUUUAGAUAAGACAUCAACAUUUAUUGGGGAUGAUAGUAAGGUCUAUUCAUCGCCAGCACAAGUAUGGAAUGAAGAAAUGAAAACACAUUUUGAUGCUAUCACGCAAAAUACGAAACGUACAAUUGAUUUAACAUUCUCAACCAAUGUUCAUAAUACACCACUAACCGUUGAAAUUUGUUUCGUGAUGGAUUGUACGGGUUCAAUGGGAAAUUGGAUUGAAGCUUGUAAAAAAUAUAUCAAAGCCAUUGGCGAUGGAAUACAGAAAGAUAUGAAAGAGAAAUUCGACAAAAAUAGUGUUCUACGAAUGGCAUUUGUUGCCUAUAGGGAUUUUAACGGCUCAAACCGUUUUGAUACUAUCGAUUUCCAUCAGGCGCCUAAUAUUUAUCCAGUUGAAACCAAAAUUGCUAGUCAACAAGCUACUGGUGGUGCCGAUCUAUGUGAAGAUGUUCAAGGUGGAUUAGAUAAAGCAUUGAAAUUGAGUUGGACAAAGGAUGGUAGUUCACGAGCAGCACAGAUUUUAGUGUGGGUCGGUGAUUGUCCUGGACAUACAUCGUUUUGUCAUAAUGGAGGUUCUGGGUGGGAUAGCUAUCUUGGUGGUUUACCGGAUGUUCCUUUAAUGGCUUUUUCUGUAAUCGGAACAAUAAAUGUCAUAUCAGGAAAUGGAAUUUCUAAUCGUAUGCAAGGAACUUAA